AUGCUUAGGUCGGGCGUUGCUCGCAACGGCGCUGGCAUCCAGCCCAUUCUACUCCGCAGCACCGCAUGCCCAUACUCGACCUUCACCAGCUCUCCGUUUGCUAUCCGCCCAAAGCUCGCCGAUUCUCCCAUAACCUCAACCUCCCGCAGCUCCAUCACCGGCCGCAAGUCGGUCUCUGCACCUCUCGUCAUCCGCCAGACCGGGCGCCGCAAUGCGUCCACCGUUUCCUCGAAUGAGCAAGAUGCCACAGCCGCCGCCGCCGCAGCAGCAAAGCAGCAAGCUGCUCAUGCGGACGAGCCCCCGUUGGACUGGAACACGUUUUUCGCACUGCGCAAGUCCCGAAGGAGGUGGCAGCUCACGUUCAGCAUUGCGUCCUCGGCCGCGGGAGGCACUGGAGGAGCUUUGUUCCUAAGCACGGGGAGCGCGGAUUGGGCAGUCAACCAGAUCCCUCUUGAUCCCUUUGUGACAUUAGGUCUCAUGACAUUUGGCUUUGCGGCCCUGGGAUGGCUUGUUGGGCCAGUCCUUGGAAGUCAGAUCUUCUAUCUCUUGAACAGGAAAUACAAGUCACAGAUGGCUCUGAAAGAGAGCCAGUUUUUCGCUCGCAUCAAGAAGCACCGUGUUGACCCGUCCAGCUCGUCAGCUGGCAACCCAGUGCCUGACUUCUACGGCGAGAAGAUCUCGAGCGUGGCGGGCUACCGCCAGUGGCUGAAGGAUCAACGAGCGUUCAACAAAAAGCGGACGACGUUCGUAUAG
Messenger RNA from Phaeoacremonium minimum UCRPA7, 753 nucleotides. RefSeq names its product putative presequence translocase-associated motor subunit protein. NCBI's taxonomy places the organism in Eukaryota, Fungi, Ascomycota, Sordariomycetes, Togniniales, Togniniaceae. Gene Ontology annotation, biological process: protein import into mitochondrial matrix. The transcript is spliced from 3 exons. The record is from RefSeq and is a predicted model, not a curated record. The coding region runs from base 1 to 753 and encodes 250 amino acids. Gene Ontology annotation, cellular component: PAM complex, Tim23 associated import motor.